UUUUAGAUCCAUUUGAAAAGCUGAAAUAUAAACAUGUAGACUAUCUUGUUAGUCUGUUAAGAAAGAAGAAGGCACAUUAUUAUUAUUAUUUUUCUUUCUCCUUUUUCCUCCUACAAUUGGCGUGUUUAUCAGUGUCAACUUUUUUGGAGGGAGGGAUUUUCCUUUCCAAAGUGGUUCUGAAGUCAACGUCUUUACUCCUAAAAACCUACAUUUACUGCAACCUGCAAAGAGAUGGUAGAAACGAAGACAAAGCACGGUGUAGUCUUUCCCUGAGAAACCGAGUGUUGAAGAAAUUCAGCUGGAAAAGAAGUUUCUUCAACAUCACAAAAAUGCCGUUUCCAUCAGUUACUUGUUGUCAAAACCAAAUAAUGUGCUCUGGAUGUAAAAAUAUGUUGAUCUAUCCUGCUGGAGCAACCUCCAUUUGCUGUGCUCUUUGCCAUGCUGUUACUCCUGUUCCAACUUCUGGCUUAACGAUGGCUCGGCUGGUGUGCAGUGGCUGCUACACUCUGCUCAUGUACAGUCGUGGGGCGACAAGUGUUCAAUGUUCUUGUUGUCGCACCAUAAAUGCAGCUUCUAAAGAGUCUUAUCAGAUUGAUUUUGAAUCGUGGUUACAAACAGCAAAUCAGAUGGCUCAUACCAACUGUGGGAACUGUAGAGUGCUGCUGAUGUACCAAUGUGAAGCACAUUCUGUUAAAUGCACACUUUGCAAUUUUGUCACCUCAGUUGGGAUUUUGAGGUCUAAUUAGUUCAUAAUUUCCCCCUUUUGUUUUUCCAUCUCAAACUUCACAGCACUUGGAUCUAUAAAGAUGAACCCUAAAAAUCACAACCUUCUAUAAUGGUUUAUAAAAAAUGUUCUUUUUUAAGAAGAAAAGUUAAGAUCAGAAGUGUUUUCUAGGUUGGGAGAGAUAGAAUCAUGACUUCAAAAGAGAGAGUGCAGGCCAAUUAUCGAAAACCCGAACCAACUUAUCGUAAAAGGAAAUUUAUUAAAAAGAAGAUAAUAUAUUCUCUUAUGUAAGAGAUCUUUAUGUUAUCUACGUUGUUUAACAAUUUUAUAAUUUUCCUUUAUGUUACGGUAUUUAUUAUUUUUCA
Molecule: messenger RNA, 1089 nt
Organism: Cucumis melo (muskmelon)
Lineage: Eukaryota; Viridiplantae; Streptophyta; Magnoliopsida; Cucurbitales; Cucurbitaceae
Product: protein LSD1
Exons: 5
Coding region: 330-746 (138 amino acids)
Source: RefSeq, a predicted model, not a curated record